AUAUGAUGUUUAAUAACACUAAAUAAUUAUUUUUUUACUAUAAUUAGCGUCGUGUUAACUCCGAGAAACAGUAGGAAAGUUCAAAUGCGGUUUUCUUGUUUUCACGACAUACUUCUGUUAAGAGAAGUAGUGGCUAUAAAUCCCUAUGCAUAUGAAAAUCCGAAAGAUGCUUGGAAAAGUAUAUCGGAAAAUUUACGGACGUUUUACACCGUCGACGGUAGAAGAUGCCGGGGAAGAACAACUUCACUUCACAUUACAUUAAAAAUAUUAAAUAAAUAAAUAAUUUUUGGAUUAAAAUCGUCUGUUUCUUUACAAUGUUAUUUAUAAAUGCUUAAAUAAUCGUUAUUUUAAUAAAAUAAAUCAUAAUUUUAACCCCAAACACGAAAAAAAUGAAGACGUUUAAGCCGAUCGUGUUCUCACCAAGCUACACGUAGCAAACGCCAUUAUCGACGGUCCAGAACUGCCAGAUGGCGGCGCUCACUCGUUAGCCGUACACGUUUUGGGCUAAAUACGUGUGCCUCAAGCUCUCUACUGUAUCCGGAGUUAAAAGUAUCGAUAUGUUAGUUCAAAGGAAAAUUUGGCAAGGUAUCGUGGGGAACGAUAUUCGCUUUCGUCUGGCACCUCAUUUGCAUAAACGAUUCGUCGAAGUCUUCGCGUCUGGCCGUUACGGUAAGUUGCACCCACCGCCACCACCUGUGUCGACUGGGCUAAUUUCGUUAGGCACACGAUGAUGGUUUCUCUCUUUUUAAUUUGAUUACGAGUUCGAAAAUUGGCGACCGCGGAAAUAGACGAGACGGUCGCAAACAAGCGUAAAUACGAAAAAGAAAGGAAGAGAGCGUCGCGACGGCGGAAAGAAGCGCGCUAGAGUAGCCGAAUGACCUACGACGACGACGACGUUACAAAUGGCAACGAAUGCAGCUGUUCUCGAAAAAUGGGUUGAAAAAUGGGAAGCAAAUAAAAUUCCUUGGCAUAGAACAAUAAAUAAUCGGUUUUUAUUGAACUAUUAUGAUAAACUGAUAAAUGGAAGGUCGUCAAUACAAAUAUUCUUCCCUAUGUGUGGAAAAUCUAUUGAUAUGAAAUGGUUGUAUGAUAAAGGCCACAAAAUUGUUGGAGUUGAAUAUUGUGAAAAAGCAAUAAAGGACUUUUAUGAAGAACAAGGCUUACAAUAUGAAGUUGAAAAUGUUGAAAGUGUGAAAGGAAAAUUGUUUAAGACUUCUGAUGACAAUAUCAAAAUAUUUUGUUGUGAUAUCUUUUUAUUUAACAAAGAAUAUGCUGGUUUAAUGGAUGCUGUUUGGGAUCGUGGGGCUUUUGAAGCUGUUGAAAAGGAAGACAGGAAAAGGUAUUUUAUUAAUAGCAUAUUGAAACUUUCUUAUUUACAAAAUGCAUUUCAAUUAUGUAAUAAUUGA
Molecule: messenger RNA, 1406 nt
Organism: Centruroides sculpturatus (bark scorpion)
Lineage: Eukaryota; Metazoa; Arthropoda; Arachnida; Scorpiones; Buthidae
Product: thiopurine S-methyltransferase-like
Exons: 6
Coding region: 903-1406 (167 amino acids)
Molecular function (GO): thiopurine S-methyltransferase activity
Source: RefSeq, a predicted model, not a curated record